Messenger RNA from Magnolia sinica, 1644 nucleotides. RefSeq lists its product as uncharacterized. Bases 190 to 1383 code for a protein of 397 amino acids. NCBI's taxonomy places the organism in Eukaryota, Viridiplantae, Streptophyta, Magnoliopsida, Magnoliales, Magnoliaceae. Gene Ontology annotation, cellular component: mitochondrion. The transcript has 7 exons. Gene Ontology annotation, biological process: peptidyl-lysine trimethylation. Gene Ontology annotation, molecular function: protein-lysine N-methyltransferase activity. The record is from RefSeq and is a predicted model, not a curated record.
AUGUAUGAAAGGAUAAGAAAAAAAUUUACAGGCGAAUCGCAGAUUUUAUUGAUUUGCAUGUAAGGCUGGGCCAUGGUAACGCUGCACCGGUCUUAGGUGAGUCCGGGGCCGCCCCUAAUCCGCUCCCGGCUAGCCUCAUCUAUACGCGCCAUUUUUUGUUUUGUUUUUGAGAGAGAUAGGGGAAAGGAGAUGUUGGCCUCCUUGAGAACCCUUUCCCAGAAACGCGUGUCUUCAACGAUUUUAUCAUCCUUGCCCGAACUGCCCCGCCCACCCUUGCCUUCUCUUACCACCUCCCUCUCUCACUUCCAUUGCCCUACUACUGAAGUUAGACGCCCACGCCCAAGCAUCAUCUGUUCUCCCUCCAGACUGCAGCUGAAGAAUCAUGGACGUCGAUCAGCUAGUUCAACAUCAGCUUCUUCCAUCACCUUUCCCUAUCUAUCCGUUAGCAUCCGCUGUGGAAAAGAUAUCGCCGAUAUGCUUUCAGAGGCUCUUUUGUGUUUUGGUGCUAGUUCUGUCAGCAUGUAUGAAGCGGAAAGUUGUGAGAAUAUUGAUGAGAUCUGCAUCAAUUCCAUAUUUAUGGAAGGGCAAGAUGUAGGUACAUGCAUCUCUCAUGCAGCUAAUUCCAUUGGGUUGAACAAGAUGCCUAGUUAUGAAGUCGUAAUUGGUGAGCAAUGCGAUUGGGUGAAGAAUUCACUGGAAAUGUUUCAGCCAGUUAAAGUUACUGAUGGUCUUUGGAUUAUUCCUGAGUGGGCAACUCCCCCUGAUGUUCAAGCAAAAAAUAUAAUUCUGAAUCCAGGAUUGGCAUUUGGAACUGGAGAACACCCUACGACUAAGUUGUGUUUGUUGUUGUUGCAUGGCUUGAUAAGAGGAGGAGAAUAUUUCUUGGACUAUGGCACAGGUUCUGGAAUUUUGGGAAUUGCAGCAUUAAAGAUGGGUGCUGCUUUAUCUGUUGGAGUUGAUACAGAUCCCCAGGCAAUAACAUCAGCACGUCAGAAUGCUGCUUUGAACAACAUAGAACCUGAGAAAAUGCAAUUGUACCUUGCUUCCAGCAACGUCAGCCCUCUUUUACCAAAUGGAACAGUGACCAGAGAUGUAGAAGGGUUGAGCUCUUAUAGCUUGGAAAUCAUGGGUGAAAUGGAAAAUUUUGAUGUCGUGAUAGCAAAUAUACUUUUAAAUCCCUUAAUAGAGUUGGCAGAUUAUAUUGUUGCUUAUGCAAAGCCUGGAGCAGUCAUUGGGGUCUCUGGUAUCAUGUCUGAGCAGAUUCCACAAAUUGAGAAGCGUUACUCUCAGCACUUGAAUAGCUUAUCAGUGUCAGAGAUGGAUGGUUGGGCCUGCGUCAGUGGCAUCAAGAAACAGAAAAAGGUGGAAAAGAGUUCUUCAUGAGAAUGAGAAUGCAUUUCAGCUUAAUUGAACAGGAUACACACACGCACACGCACACACAGACUUUGGGUGGGAUCAGAAGCUAACAUUGACGGAGGGCAUCAUCAUACAACUCUCCGUAUUUGACAAACUGUAGGAAAGCGCAUGUGCUUAAUUGGCGUAUAAACAUUUCUAUGACAAUAUUCCCUGUCCAAUGAAUUUGUACUAAUUGAUUUCAAUAUUAGUGGAAAUUGCCAAAAGUAGUUACCGUCCUUGGCAUUGCAA